Messenger RNA from Laetiporus sulphureus 93-53, 730 nucleotides. RefSeq lists its product as uncharacterized. The coding region runs from base 1 to 429 and encodes 142 amino acids. The record is from RefSeq and is a predicted model, not a curated record. Lineage: Eukaryota; Fungi; Basidiomycota; Agaricomycetes; Polyporales; Laetiporaceae. The transcript is spliced from 3 exons.
AUGUCUACGCCAUCUAGCCCCGUCACGCCGAAGGAGGAGCAAUCUGGCGGGGCAAAUCGGCCUGAAAAACGUGCAAUCUCUGAGAUCAUCUCGGAUACGUUCCCGCCAUUCGACCAUCGUUCCGUGAUCGUUGAGCCUUUCGACAGUGAGGUGAAACGGGACGCCGAGUUCCUCGAAAAGCUCAACGACAUGCUCCUCGAAGUCAUGCUCGAAUUCCACGCGUGGUCGACCGCACGUCCUAGCUUCGAGAGUGACCGCGCCGCUGAUGCUUUGGAGAAGGAGGUGAAGACCGUGAUGGACAUGGAGAAAGAACAAGGCAUGUGUCGUCAUCCGCAGUCGUCCCUCAUCGAGAAGACGCGUCAACGACUCAGCGAUUUCGUCACUCGUAUCAAGCUCGCCCUUGCUGCUCUUACUGAAAUCUCUGGUUGACUGACUGACGACUACUAUGUUCGCUAUCGAUUUUGCAACGUUGUCUCCCAUCAAGCUGUCUCUGCCUGUAUACCCGUACACUGUAUACCAAAGAAAUGAUAGCUUUACCUGAAUACCCUGCCUGUAUUCUUACAUGCAAUUCGCCAUUACAGUUCCCUUACGUUUGCAACAAGUGUAGAAUACCGCUACAUCGUGCAACCGCAACCCAGAUUUCGCUAGCGCGCGACGAUCACGAGCAGAUCUUAGCAAUUGUACUUAGGCAAUGAUCCUCGAACGUUAAUUAUCUCGGCCCCUUGUCGAC